AUUUUCUCAGACAGUAUUCAGUUUUGCAUUUGCAUUCUUAUAAAGCACAGCUUAUCAAUUAAAAAAAGCACAAUGUUUUUCAAAACCUUAAUCUUCUUUGGACUUUUGGCUGUAGCCCUUGGAUUUACACUUCCUGAAGAAAAUACUGCUGGCCUUGUUGAUUCAGAAUGGGUCUAUGGAGAUGUAGUGCCAGUGGCUGAAGAUGUUGUUCUUGUAAGGAAAGCUCGAUCACCUCAGGGCUCAAUGAGUGGUACCUUCGAACACAGCCGUCGAGAUGGAUCAAGUGCAAACUUUGACUACAACCAUCAAGUGACAAGAAAUUUGGAUGUUUACGCUGGAGCUGGAAGGAAUUUCCGAUACAAUGACAACAAUGCUCAUGCUGGCUUGAGAUAUAGAUUCUAAUUUGAUUGAAAAAUGCUUCCUUUUAAACAUUUUUUUUUUUUUUUAAUUUUCAUCAAAAAUAGUGUUUUUAUAAACUUUGGCAUUAGAGAUAAUUUAAUACUGGCAGACUAAAAUUUAAGAUUUAUAUUUAAUUAAAUAAAAAAUAAUUUAUUGUAAAA
Messenger RNA from Episyrphus balteatus (marmalade hoverfly), 560 nucleotides. RefSeq lists its product as uncharacterized. Lineage: Eukaryota; Metazoa; Arthropoda; Insecta; Diptera; Syrphidae. The transcript is spliced from 2 exons. Bases 73 to 402 code for a protein of 109 amino acids. The record is from RefSeq and is a predicted model, not a curated record.